GAGAGCAGAGAGAAAGACACACGCACGCAGAGACACACGGUCACUGGAAUUCCAUUAGAAAAAGUGAGACGAGCAAGGGUUAGCGGGAGAAGAAUUUUUUGAAUCUUUUCUUCGUCUUGGUGCGAAAGAAGCGACUCGGGUCUCUCGUCCUCAAAGCUCCCACUGGAUUGUUCCUUGGCGCUUACACCCGUCGGCGGAUUUCUUUGCUAUUUGCAUUUUAUUCUGACCCUGACCCUCGCCGCCUCUUUCCAGCCCUUCACCCACACAUCGCCUCUCCCCCACCUCCCUAGGCCCCUCCCGGGAAGCGCUGGGGGAAUUGGACCCGCGGGGACUCGCGCCUUCCCGGACGAGCGAGGGACGGCAGACCUGAGGACCGGCUGUCGGCUGUCGAGCGGAUACACACACAAACGUGUGUGUUGGAUUUUAGUGGGCAGGGGGCGUCGAGAGGCAGCCCGCCGCACUCUUUUCCUCCCAGUCCCUCCGGCCAGAGGAGAAUCGCAGGACUCGGGAGCUUCACCCGGUGGACUAGCUGAGAUCUCCGCAUUGGAUUAGGGGCUGAUUAUCUCUGCUUGGCUAUUAUUGUUAUUAUUAUUAUUAUUUUUACCCAAGGGAGAAACAGAAAAACUGUGGGAUUUAUUUAACAUGAUCUUGGCAAACGCCUUCUGCCUCCUCCUCUUUUUAGACGAGACCCUCCGCUCUUUGGCCAGCCCUUCCUCCCUGCAGGGCCCCGAGCUCCACGGCUGGCGCCCCCCAGUGGACUGUGUCCGGGCCAAUGAACUGUGUGCGGCCGAAUCCAACUGCAGCUCCCGCUACCGCACGCUGCGGCAGUGCCUGGCGGGCCGGGACCGCAACACUAUGCUGGCCAACAAGGAGUGCCAGGCGGCCCUGGAGGUCCUGCAGGAGAGCCCGCUGUACGACUGCCGCUGCAAGCGGGGCAUGAAGAAGGAGCUGCAGUGCCUGCAGAUCUACUGGAGCAUCCACCUGGGGCUGACUGAGGGUGAGGAGUUUUACGAAGCCUCGCCCUACGAGCCGGUGACCUCCCGCCUGUCAGACAUCUUCAGGCUUGCCUCAAUCUUCUCAGGGACAGGGGCAGACCCGGCGGUCAGCGCCAAGAGCAACCACUGCCUGGACGCCGCCAAGGCCUGCAACCUGAACGACAACUGCAAGAAGCUGCGCUCCUCCUACAUCUCCAUCUGCAACCGCGAGGUCCCGCCCGCCGCGCGCUGCAACCGCCGCAGGUGCCACAAGGCGCUGCGCCAGUUCUUCGACCGCGUGCCCGGCGAGUACACCUAUCGCAUGCUCUUCUGCUCCUGCCAGGACCAGGCGUGCGCCGAGCGCCGCCGGCAGACCAUCCUGCCCAGCUGCUCCUACGAGGACAAGGAGAAGCCCAACUGCCUGGACCUCCGCGGCGUGUGCCGGGCUGACCACCUGUGCCGGUAA
Diceros bicornis minor is the source of this 1440-nucleotide messenger RNA. It is a transcript of the gene GFRA2, whose product is annotated as GDNF family receptor alpha 2. Gene Ontology annotation, cellular component: signaling receptor complex; external side of plasma membrane. The coding region runs from base 643 to 1440 and encodes 265 amino acids. NCBI's taxonomy places the organism in Eukaryota, Metazoa, Chordata, Mammalia, Perissodactyla, Rhinocerotidae. Gene Ontology annotation, molecular function: signaling receptor activity. The transcript is spliced from 4 exons. Gene Ontology annotation, biological process: nervous system development. The record is from RefSeq and is a predicted model, not a curated record.